CCUGAAUCUCAUCUCUCUCUUCUCUUAUUAGUCUUUAGGGUUUCUCGAAACUUCCCCUAUAGAGUUCCAGGAAAUCCCAAUCUUUCUUUUCCAUUCAAAUUAGGGGGUUUCGAUUUGUAACUCAAAAUCAUGGCUGGAGGAGGAAAUUUCAUUGGUAGAGUUAUGUCUUAUGUUGUUAAUGAAUUAGUCGUUAAUGGCUUAGCAAACAGUGUUGCAUUCCAGAGGUUUGCUGUUAGGACAUCAAAGAGAAUUGAAACUGUACAAAAUCUAGCUGCAAAGAAGAAACAAGAACUCACAGAACAAGUGAAGGAUAUUUCUAAGAAUUUCAAAGAGUGAUAAAGGGAAAUGUUAUGAUGGAGGUGAUGAUCCUUUCCCCAGCUGAUCGACCAAGAUUAUAAUGUGCGUUUUGUUUAAAUCUCUUUCUCAACAGAAGAGGUUUUCCAAGCCAGUACUCUGAUCCAUCCAUUUUUCUCGUGCGGAGACAUUUAUUUUACCAUAUAAUUUUUUGUAUGAUUUCUGUUGUCCAAAAUUCUGGUUUGUUGUUUAUGAUGAUAAAUCUAAGGCUUGUUUCUCAAGAAAAUUCUCAGUCGACUAAGAGCUUUCGCCUUUCGCCAGGCUUGAGAGUUAAUGCUGUUUUUUUCCUUCAUUGGAUGUCUGAGACACUUCUCUUUGCUAUUCAUUUCCUUCUAUAGUACUAUUUAAUCAA
Papaver somniferum (opium poppy) is the source of this 706-nucleotide messenger RNA. RefSeq lists its product as uncharacterized. The coding region runs from base 130 to 336 and encodes 68 amino acids. NCBI's taxonomy places the organism in Eukaryota, Viridiplantae, Streptophyta, Magnoliopsida, Ranunculales, Papaveraceae. The transcript has 3 exons. The record is from RefSeq and is a predicted model, not a curated record.